This is a messenger RNA of Phytophthora sojae, 807 nucleotides long. RefSeq lists its product as hypothetical. Lineage: Eukaryota; Oomycota; Peronosporomycetes; Peronosporales; Peronosporaceae. Bases 1 to 807 code for a protein of 268 amino acids. Gene Ontology annotation, biological process: pectin catabolic process. The transcript has a single exon. Gene Ontology annotation, cellular component: extracellular region. Gene Ontology annotation, molecular function: pectate lyase activity. The record is from RefSeq and is a predicted model, not a curated record.
AUGAUCAAGGUCUUCUCCGUCGCCGCUUCCGCCGCUGUGUUUGCCGUCGCUACCGCUUCGGCUGCCUCCGUCCCCGACGGCACGUGGCCCACCAGCCAGGGCGACGUCUACUGCACGGAGCCCUACACCGUCGCUGCCGGAGAAACCUUCGACGGCGGCCUCAAGACCUACCAGCGCUCCGAUAUCACGUGUGAAGGCCAGGACGAGAGCGGCUCGUCGACCGCCGUGUUCCUCGUCGAAGCCGGCGGUACCCUCAAGAACGUCAUCAUCGGCGCCGACCAAAUGGAGGGCGUCCACUGCGACGACCACGACUGCACCAUUGAGAACGUGUGGUGGGACGACGUGUGCGAGGACGCGCUGAGCAUUAAGGGCGGCUCUGCGUCGAGCGUGUCGACGGUUACGGGCGGCGGCGCUCGCAACGCGGACGACAAGGUCAUCCAGCACAACGGCCUCGGCACGGUGAAGGUCGACGGGUUCUACGCCGACACGUUCGGCAAGUUGUACCGGUCGUGCGGCACGUGCGACAACGUCCCUCGCAAGGUGUCCGUCUCCAACGUGCUGGCGGUCAACCCGAGCGUGAGCCUCGUUACGGUGAACGAGAACUACGGCGACGAGGCCACGCUCAGCAACAUCUACAUCAAGUCGAGCGGUAGCAGCUACACUGUCUGCGCGUGGUCGCAGGGCAACGCGAACGGCGAGCCGACAGAGCUGGGCAACGGCCCGAAGGCCCCUCUCUGCCAGUACUCGAAGAGCGACUUCCACGUGAACGGAGCCGUGUCGUCGGUCAAGGGAGCGGCGUCCAACUAG